CAGCCGGCGCGGGCCGGACCGCCCGCCCGCCCGCCUCCUCCUCCUCCUCCUCAGACCCGCACGGAUCUUCUCUGGCUCUCUCGGGCCGGCGCCGGAGGGUCAGGGUCUCCCGGGCCGGUCGGCGGUGGGACGGGUCAGGUCUAGGGAGCAGGAUGAAGUACAUCCUGGUGACCGGCGGGGUGAUCUCGGGGAUCGGGAAGGGGAUCAUCGCCAGCAGCGUGGGCACGAUCCUCAAGGCCUGUGGCCUGCACGUCACCUCGAUUAAGAUUGACCCGUAUAUCAACAUCGACGCCGGGACUUUCUCUCCCUACGAGCACGGGGAGGUGUUUGUGCUGGACGACGGCGGGGAGGUGGACCUGGACCUGGGGAACUAUGAACGUUUCCUGGACAUCCGCCUCACGAAGGACAACAACCUGACCACCGGCAAGAUCUACCAGUAUGUCAUCAACAAGGAGCGCAAAGGCGACUACCUGGGAAAGACGGUACAAGUGGUGCCUCACAUCACGGAUGCCAUCCAGGAGUGGGUGAUGCGGCAGGCGCUCAUUCCUGUAGACGAGGACGGUGUGGAGCCACAAGUGUGCGUCAUUGAGCUCGGGGGGACGGUGGGAGACAUCGAGAGCAUGCCGUUCAUCGAGGCCUUUCGCCAGUUCCAGUUCAAAGCCAAGAGAGAGAACUUCUGCAAUAUCCACGUCAGCCUGGUCCCCCAGCCGAGCUCCACGGGCGAGCAGAAGACAAAGCCGACCCAGAACAGCGUACGGGAGCUCAGAGGCCUCGGCCUGUCCCCGGACCUGGUUGUGUGCAGGUGCUCGAACCCUCUCGACACAUCCGUCAAGGAGAAGAUUUCCAUGUUUUGCCAUGUUGAGCCCGAGCAGGUGAUCUGCGUCCAUGACGUCUCCUCCAUCUACCGCGUGCCCCUGCUGCUGGAGGAGCAGGGCGUGCUGGACUAUUUCCUGCACCGGCUGGACCUCCCUGUGGAGAGGCAGUCCAGAAGGAUGCUCAUCAAGUGGAAGGAGAUGGCUGACAGGUACGACCGGUUGUUGGAGACCUGCUCCAUCGCCCUCGUUGGCAAAUACACCAAGUUCUCGGACUCGUACGCCUCGGUCAUCAAGGCCCUGGAGCACUCUGCCCUGGCCAUCAACCACAAACUGGAAAUUAAGUACAUCGAUUCUGCCGACCUGGAGCCCAGCACGCUGCAGGAGGAGCCCGUGCGCUAUCACGAGGCCUGGCAGAAACUCUGCAGUGCCGACGGCAUCCUGGUUCCAGGAGGGUUUGGUGUUCGUGGGACCGAAGGGAAGAUCCAAGCCAUCUCCUGGGCCCGGAAACAGAAGAAGCCCUUCCUGGGCGUUUGUUUAGGGAUGCAACUGGCCGUCGUCGAGUUUUCUCGCAACGUCUUAGGAUGGCACGAUGCAAAUUCAACAGAAUUUGACCCUAAAACAAGUCAUCCAGUGGUGGUGGAUAUGCCGGAGCACAACCCUGGUCACAUGGGGGGGACCAUGAGGCUCGGCAAACGCAGGACCCUGUUCCAGACCAAGACCUCCAUCAUGAGGAAGCUGUACGGCGACCACGAUUUCCUGGAGGAGCGACACCGACACCGCUUUGAGGUGAAUCCAGUCUUGAAGAACUGCCUGGAGGAGCAGGGCUUGAAGUUCGUUGGCCAAGAUGAGGAAGGAGAGCGGAUGGAGAUCGUGGAGCUGGACGACCACCCGUUCUUCGUCGGCGUCCAGUACCACCCCGAGUUCCUGUCCAGGCCCAUCAAGCCCUCCCCACCGUACUUUGGCCUCCUGCUAGCCUCCGCCGGGCGACUUUCCCACUUCCUCCAGAAGGGCUGCAGGCUCUCUCCCAGGGACACCUACAGCGACAGAAGUGGGAGCAGCUCCCCCGACUCUGAAAUCACAGAGCUAAAGUUUCCAUCAGUCAGUCAAGAUUAGAGCCAGGCUCUCCCCACCACCCCAGAAAGUGGCACAGCCUGGGGACAGUGGAGUGGAAGACUGCAGAUGAGCUCUGCUUAAACGGGCCCGCGUCGGAGCAGCAGCUCACAGCUGUUUGUGUCUCUGUGCUUGUGUGCCCGUGUCUGUGCCAGUAUCCGUGUCCGUGCCCAGGGCCCGCGCCCUCCAGAUGCUCUGGCAGCGCCGGGAGUUCAUGUCGACGCAUCCUUCGGCCUGGAUGUUCCUCCUCCGAUAUGAUGUUUUUAUCCCAUGACCUCCCUGCCGCUCCGCUGUUUUCUGUGCCCCUUGCCUGCACCUCUCUCGGAUACCGCUCCGAGGUGCUGCUUCUGCCCGGGUUCUGGGGCCCUGAUUCCCAAGAGGUGACAGCAGUGGUGGUGGUAGAAGGCUGCGGGGGCCAGCCCCAACCCCCAGUCACACAGUAUUUAUGGCUCCCUGGUGUGCCAGCAGGCAGGCACAGUAGCUAUCAAUUGUGGGGAUUGCCAGGCUGCAGUGCCACGCCCGCACGGGCUGGCCUGGCUGCGAGGUGACACAGACUCCUUGCAUCGAGGGCGCCUCACGGGUGAGACCUGUCUCCCGGUUCUGCUGGCCGCUCACCCGCCCGCGUCCCCCUCGCCCCCCACAUUCCCGGCCAAGCGUCUGCAUGGAGACACAGAGGAAAGGCGGCCUUCGUAGCGAGAUCCUGGGCCGGCAUCAGGCCGCUGGCCUCCGUAUCCCCGCUCACGGGACGUAGGUCCUGGUAAUGGACCAAAUAAAAAGCCUGGCUGGGCCACACGCA
This is a messenger RNA of Ornithorhynchus anatinus (platypus), 2721 nucleotides long. RefSeq names its product CTP synthase 1 (gene CTPS1). The record is from RefSeq and is a predicted model, not a curated record. Gene Ontology annotation, cellular component: cytoophidium; cytoplasm. Gene Ontology annotation, molecular function: CTP synthase activity; identical protein binding. Gene Ontology annotation, biological process: pyrimidine nucleobase biosynthetic process; CTP biosynthetic process. The transcript is spliced from 19 exons. Bases 153 to 1928 code for a protein of 591 amino acids. Lineage: Eukaryota; Metazoa; Chordata; Mammalia; Monotremata; Ornithorhynchidae.